Molecule: messenger RNA, 1185 nt
Organism: Metarhizium album ARSEF 1941
Lineage: Eukaryota; Fungi; Ascomycota; Sordariomycetes; Hypocreales; Clavicipitaceae
Product: pre-mRNA-splicing factor 38B
Exons: 2
Coding region: 1-1185 (394 amino acids)
Source: RefSeq, a predicted model, not a curated record
AUGCCCAACAAUCAACUCCUCACGGAUGAUUACGUGGCCGGUCUCCUGGCGCAGGAUGCCAGGGACUGCUCUUUAAAAUACUCGGCCAUGGGAAUGGAAGCCUUCCGUGACAGAAAAAAGCCUUCCAACAUGCCCAAGCCGAAUACGCGAUUCCUGCGCCACAUCAUUAGGGACACACACACACACAACAAGGCCCUGGUCGCAAAGGAAGCCGCCGAGUCGAGGGCGAGAUUGGAAGACUUUGAGUAUGCCGAGGAAGUGAAGCGGGAGAGGACAAAGCCCGACGCGAUGAACGUACGGAGGCGUCAAAUGGGCGACAUCCAGGCUAUUCUCGGCGGAAAGACUCGGCGGCGUGAAAACGGCGGCGGAUCGGACAGAUCAACUCGCCGUGACAGAUGUGAGAGCAGGGAUCGCUACGAAAAGAACAGCGGGACGAGAAGAAGUGGUUCAGUCAGACUCGGUGACGACAAGCAACCCCAUCGAGGGCCCUCGUUGCGCGACCACGCCGAUUGCGAUGCCGAAUCUACGAGGGACGAUGGGGGAACAUAUCGACGCAGCAAACACCACGCAUCGUCUGGUGAGGAGGACAGUCGACACAGACAUGGGAGAUCACGAAGAGACGGUAGAUCGAGGUCACCGAGGCGGCAUCAAUCGUCCUGUUCACCCGACAGUCGAAAACGCAGUCACAGGCAACGCUUACAUGAUGGAUCAAGGCCAAGGGACUCUUCGCAUGCGCGGAGGAGGAAGAAGCCAAGCCCGCCGCCGGCGUUGGAUCAGGAUUCAGACCCAUUAGAAGACUUGAUAGGACCGCCGCCGCCUCCAAAAUUCCGCGGUCGGGGGACAAUAGGUGGUGCGGCAGAACUGGAUCGUCGCUUUUCGGCGUCGUACGACCCAAGAUUAGACGUGCAGAUUGAUGAGGAUGAAGAAGACACCUGGGGUGAUAUAUUAGAGUCGUUUAGGGAUCGGCAGAAACUCAAAUUGCACCAAGACCAGAGGCUGAAGGACGCCGGCUUCACAGAGGAGGAAAUCCAGCGGGCCAAGGGGACUGCCACGAAUAAGACGGGCGAGCAGGUGGUUUGGUCAAAGGCCGGGGAAAAGCGGGAAUGGGACAAGGGCAAGGACUUUGGGCUCGAUGGUGCUGAGGACGACAGGCAUCCCCCGACUCUGUUCUCAGAGGACUACUAG